UCCGGCGCACCAUCUGGCAGGAGCCUGAUUGGCCACGCUCCGAGCACAACAGUGUGACGAUAACGAAGCUCAGAGCAAGCGCUUUACAUGAUCAAGGAUCGGGUGCAAAAACCUCUCGAAACCGUCGCAGAGUAUCGAGACCGGUUCUACCGAAUGUUUGUGAAAACUGAGCGAGGCGAGCAAGUAGGGAGAGAUCUGUUCAUAGACGGACUCCGCAGCCGAACAAUAAGGGCGAAGCUGCGAAAGCAGUUUCCCCCCAUCAAUCACACGCUACAGCAGAUCAUGGCCGCCGCAGAAGAAAUGGAACGGAAGUUCGCGGUGAACUUCCUGGAAGGAGAAGACUACUCUAGGGAAGGAGAUUCGUCCGAGCUCUGGGUUCGGUGUCCGAUGGCGAUUUGCAACGCGUUUGCCACAUUUCAGCGAGCGAUGAAUAUGACAUUCCAGAACUUCAUCAACAAGACACGGUUAACACAGGGGAUGAUCAAUUUUUGCGUGAUCGUGUACAUGGACGAUAUCCUUGUUUACUCGGAGACCUAUCACGGGCACGCGCAACACAUUGAGUGGACAUUGGGAGCACUGAGAGACACUGGGUUCAAGAUCGCGCUCGAGAAGAGCGAGUUUUUCCUCUCGGAAAUUUCGUUCUUGGGCUACGUCGUGACACGUGGAGGACUGCGGUCGGAUUCAAGGAAGGUUGCGGCGGUAAGAGAAGCCCCAGUUCCCACGUCGCUGACGCAGGUUCGAGCCUUCUUGGGGUUGGCAUCGUACUAUCGCCGCUUCAUCAAGGGUUUCGCCGAGAUUGCACGACCACUAACGAACCUGCUAAGGAAGGACCAGCCUCUCAGCUGGGACGCGGAGUGCCAACAGGCUUUCGCAACCCUCAAGGACGCUCUGGCGACGGCCCCUAUUUUGAUUCGGCCGGACCUCUCGAAGCAGUUCAUUCUUAUCACAGCGAUUCCGCCGGAGAUUCACUCCGACAUCUAUCGGACGUUGCGCACCUGGGCUGGAGAAGUGCGGACAACGUGGCUUGAUCUCCUGGCUCGACGAGGGGACACCGUCGUACUGGCGCAUGACACGGACCUCCAGCUCCGCUCUGCGCCGCUAUUGAGCGAAGAAAAGUGGGACGCGUGGUGGGAGGACUACAUCGAACUCGCCUUCUGUCUAUUGGAGAUAGAGUUCCGCUGGUUAGAAGCGGCCCCGUUCGGAGAAGGACCAGAGCACCCAGAGGACAGCGUGGAGCUUAUGAUCAUCCAAGCCUGGAGAACGGCGGAGCAGGGCGACCUGCUAGGAAUCAUAUUCGGGAAGGUGGAGGAAGGUAAUCUCACCUUGAUCACGGACGAAUUGCUGGUGUUUUUGACUCAGCUGGUGGACGAUAUGCCCCUGGACAUCUUGUCGCGCAGUGACAAGCAGCCUGGCACCCACUUGCUGUCUCGAACGCUCGAGCCGCACCUUGUGUGGUCCACAUGUACGGAGAUUGACGAGGACAACUGUCUCUAUCCCUCCCAGGCGCUCUACUUGGAGAUCGACGUUGUCGAUCUCACGUUUUGGGAUCCGAUUGCGAGGCAAAACGCGGCACAGGACGAGGAGAUAGGGGGAGCAGACGAAGAGAAGGAAGAGGUGGAACCAGACGAGGAAGAAGAAGAAGGAAACGAGCAAGCGGAGUCGGAGUACGAAGGAUUUGAGGCUAAGGUGCGUGACGCGGCUCGAGAACGAGCGCAAGAGCAAAGGAAACGAAAGCGCCAGGAGACCACGGAGGGAAAGUGACCCACGACAAACGAUCCAUCGAUCGGGGAGCCGUGGCGUGAUCC
Chara braunii is the source of this 1805-nucleotide messenger RNA. Lineage: Eukaryota; Viridiplantae; Streptophyta; Charophyceae; Charales; Characeae. The record is from the annotation of a GenBank genome assembly.